Diospyros lotus (date-plum) is the source of this 729-nucleotide messenger RNA. RefSeq lists its product as uncharacterized. Lineage: Eukaryota; Viridiplantae; Streptophyta; Magnoliopsida; Ericales; Ebenaceae. The transcript has 2 exons. The record is from RefSeq and is a predicted model, not a curated record. The coding region runs from base 1 to 729 and encodes 242 amino acids.
AUGGAGAAACAACUCCUGGAUUACAUAUUGGUGCCAGCGGGCCUCCUCAUCAUGGUGGCUUACCAUAUUUGGCUCCUCCACCAUGUUGUCCACCACCCCUCUCGCACCGUCAUCGGCCUCAAUGCCCUCAACCGCCGCUUCUGGGUCGCCGCCAUGAUGGAGGACGUAUCCAAGAACGGGGUUUUAGCAGUUCAGACAUUGAGAAACAACAUAAUGGCGUCGACCCUCUUGGCCUCCACGGCCAUCAUGCUCAGCUCCCUCAUCGCCGUCCUCAUGACCAACGGCGGCGGGAAGCGUUCGGAGGCAGCGUUCAUCUACGGCGACCAGAGUGACAUGGGCUUCUCCAUAAAGUCCUUCUCCAUACUGGUCUGCUUCUUGGUUGCCUUCUUGCUCAACGUGCAGUCCAUUCGGUACUACAGCCAUGCAAGCAUACUUAUCAACGUACCUUUCAAGAAGGUGAUCAGCCUCCGGAACAGCGAUCUCACGGCUGAUUAUGUCGGCCGGUCGGUGAAUAGGGGAAGCUAUUUCUGGUCACUGGGGCUGCGAGCCUUCUACUUUUCCUUCCCCCUGUUUCUUUGGAUCUUCGGCCCUAUUCCCAUGUUUCUAAGCUGUGUCACCCUGGUAUUCUUGCUUCGUUUUCUUGAUUUCACCGUUGAUUAUGGUUGGGCUGCCGGUGCUUCCGACGGAGAAGAUCGCGGCGAGGCUUUGGAGCUCACCGGUCAGUUCUGA